AUGGGUGAACGUCAAAGAUUUGCUGAUCUUUUGAGAAAAUGCUCCAAAAGUCUGUUAUUUUAUAAGGGCAAGGAAGUUCAUGGAGCUGUGGUAAGAAAGGGCUAUGGUUUAGAUUUGAUGAUUGGCAAUGACAUCAUAGACUUCUAUAGAAAAUGUGGUAGAUUGAGUUUAGCUCACGCAGUGUUCGAUAGAAUGCUUGAAAGAAAUAUUGUCUCUUGGACAUCAUUGAUGUGUGGGUAUUUGCAAGAUGGUGAUGCUGGAAAAUCAUUAAUGCUCUUCCGUGAGAUGGUAUUUUCAGGAGUUAGACCUAAUGAAUACACCUACUCAACAAAUUUGAAGGCAUCUGGAGUUUUGGCUGCCGCUUUUGAAGGAAUGCAGAUUCAUAGCUUGUGCUGUAAAUGGGGAUACGAGUGGUAUCCGGUGGUUGGUAAUUCGGUCAUUGAUAUGUAUUUCAAAUGUGGAAGAGUAUCAGAUGCUGAAUCUAUGUUUCAUGCGAUGCCUGGGAGAAGUCUGAUAACUUGGAAUGUGAUGAUAGCUGGGUAUGCCCUUGAUAUUGAUGGUAAAAAGUCUUUGCUUUUGUUUAAGGAGUUGAGAGAACACGGAGAAACUCCGGAUGAAUACACAUUCACUAGCACAUUAAAAGCUUGUUCUGCUGCUGGAGCUAUCAGUGAGGGAACUCAAAUUCAUGCACUUCUAACUGCAAGUGGAUUUCCGUUUCUGAGCCAGAAAAUCCUCUCAGCGGCACUGAUUGACCUAUAUGUGAAAUGUGGAUUCCUCAUAGAAGCACAUAAACUAUUUAAUGAAGCUGAAGAGAAGAGCGCUAUAUCUUGGUCAGCGCUAAUAUUAGGAUAUGCUCAAGAAGACGAUCUAUCAGCAGCCCUGGACUUGUUCAGAGAACUCAGGAAAGGGGACAAUGCUAUUGAUGGCUUAGUACUCUCAAGCAUGAUGAGUGUCUUUGCUGAUUUUGCUUUUGCUGAGCUUGGAAAGCAAUUGCACUCAUACGCCAUUAAAAUACCAAGUGAUAGCAAAAUCAUCAAGUUGGUGGGAUAG
Oldenlandia corymbosa var. corymbosa is the source of this 1050-nucleotide messenger RNA. Lineage: Eukaryota; Viridiplantae; Streptophyta; Magnoliopsida; Gentianales; Rubiaceae. The record is from the annotation of a GenBank genome assembly.